This is a messenger RNA of Macrosteles quadrilineatus (aster leafhopper), 741 nucleotides long. Its product is annotated as trypsin-like. The transcript has 3 exons. Lineage: Eukaryota; Metazoa; Arthropoda; Insecta; Hemiptera; Cicadellidae. The annotation marks the transcript as partial. The record is from RefSeq and is a predicted model, not a curated record. Gene Ontology annotation, biological process: proteolysis. Gene Ontology annotation, molecular function: serine-type endopeptidase activity.
AAACCGACAAUAUCAGGAAUAUUAUGUGGAUCUUGUAUGAAAUUAGGAAAAUUUAUAAUAUCUGCAGGUCUAAUCAAGAGACCUGGUUACUAUGUAGAGUCCACUUGCACUGGUACCUUGAUCAGAGAGGACACAGUUUUAACAGCAGCUCACUGUUUGCGCAACAAAUCCUUGUACGAACCUACUGAAGUUAGGAUCAAGCUUUUGACGGGUUCUGUGCGGAGAGUCAAUGAAGUGUUCGUCCACCCUAACUUCAGCGAUGGUUGCGACUUGGCAAUACUCACCCACACAUCCAUAGGACGACCAGAGUUCCCAAAACUACCAGCGAAACAUUUAACGACAAACCAGACUUGCUUCUCAGCAGGUUAUGGAGGUUCACAUGUCUUGAAACUCAUCCCUGUUGAUUUAUCAACGAGUUUUCUAGGUCGAGUUAAAACAUUUUUCACGGUUUUAUUCUCGGAUGGCUCCCCAUGUCGAGGGGAUUCGGGUGGACCAUUGAUUUGUGGGAAUGUAUUGUAUGGAGUUUUAUCUCAGGGUACAGUCACAUCAUGUAUGGACAGAACAGGAAUAGUCCUGUACGAAGACGUCUUCCAGGACCUACCUUGGAUACAACAGUUCCUGGACCGACCUGUGAUAUCGUACAGCUGGAAAAACAAGAAGUGGAUUGCGUAUUUUAUAUUUGGUCUGCUUUUGUAUCCCACAGGACAGUACGACAGAGCACAGGUAGAUGCGAGGUCAUGA